AUGUAGCUUUAAAUCUCUUAAUACAAAUUGCUUUAAAAAAUAGGAUGUGGAUCUAAACAUCUUAUCUAUAAAGUUGAAUCAAAAGUAACUUUUCAAAUAUUUGCUUUAAAACUUGAAAAGAGACCUUAAUCAGAUUAAAUUGAAAAUGAAAUAAGAAUCCUUCACUAUUUGUAGAAUAUUGAAGGAAUUCCUAGAUUGAUACAAUUUGGAAUGAGUGCAGAUAAGAAGUAUAAUUUUAUUUAAUUGUUUUCAGAUACUUCUUAAUCUAUCCAUUAUUACAUAGUAAUAUGUAAGCCUUAGCUAAAUAACAAAAAUUUUCUUUGUCCUUAAUUUUAACAAUCGGUUUAAGAAUAAUCGAAAUUUUAGAAAAAGUUCAUAAAAAUAACAUCCUGCAUCUUGAUAUAAAACCAGAAAAUAUAAUGAUAUCUGAACAAAUUUAGAAUGAUUAAGAUUUUCUAAAACCUGGAUUUAUUCAAUUGAUUGACUUUGGACUAUCUUAAAAAUUUAUUGUAAAUUCAAAGUCUUUAUAAGAUGUUUUUAUUGGCUCUUUAAAUUUUGCUAGUAGAUCUUCUCAUAGAGGAACACAUCUUGGAUACAAAGACGAUUUAGAAAGUUUAUUAUAUGUAUUGUAUUACUUAAAAGAUUGUAUUAAAUUUAGAUUAUAAAAAUUAGUGAAAUUACCAUGGUCUGAAAAAGCUUAAUGGGGAUUAAAAGAUGUUGAUAUAGAAUAAAUUGGAAAAAAAAAGUCUAUAUUUUUCAAGACAACCCUCAUAAAAAAUUAAAACACUAACAAUUUCUCGUCCUUUAUGUUCUAUAUUGAUGGAUUAAGGUAUGAUUUAAUGCCAGAUUAUGAUUACAUUAAACAAAUAUUUAAGGAAAUGAUCUAAAAUUCUGAUUAUUAACAUAAAUCACUAUCAUUAUCAAUAGAAGAUUAAACAUUAGAAGGAGAUCUAGAAAUUGCUAAAUUUACUUAAUAAAUUAACUCCGAUGAAAUAAUUGUUGAUACCUUAAGUGAAAAAAAAGUUAUCCGAGUCUCAAAUUUAAUUAGAAAAUACACAACAAACUAAAUCAAAUCCAUUAAAGAUAUUGAAUAAUAAAAAUGA
Paramecium sonneborni is the source of this 1103-nucleotide messenger RNA. Lineage: Eukaryota; Ciliophora; Oligohymenophorea; Peniculida; Parameciidae. The record is from the annotation of a GenBank genome assembly.